AUGGAUAAAGAGAAUCAGUUGGAGAAAGAAAACUGUGAAGUCAAUGAUAACGAUUCUCCACCGGUCAAGAACGAGGAGCUAGCUGUUGAGGCACGUUACAGUACAGACAGUGACUUUGGUUUGCCAACUUGUCGUGUAUGCCACUGUACAGAAUCCGACAGACGUGGAGAUGUUGCCUUAUGUCUUUUGGAGAUCACUCCUCCAGUUCCAGAAGCUCUUAAAAGCAAUGCAGACGAAGCUGGUGAUGCAGAGGCUGAGCACAAGAGUAGUUCCAUUGAUAUCGAAAUGGGAAUCAAGCAGCAUCAAGAUGCAUUGAUUGAACUUGGAUGUUCUUGCAAAAACGAGCUUGCGUUGGUACACUACGCUUGUGCUCUCAAAUGGUUUCUUAACCAUGGAUCUACUAAGUGUGAGAUCUGUGGGAAAGCUGCGGAAAAUAUUAAAACUGGUGAUGUCAACAAAGUGGUCAUUGCCUUGAGAGAUUACAAAGCGCUAAGAGAAAGAACAGGUGAUGGAGAUACAACCAUAGAUAGAGAUGAAGUUGAUGCCAUUAGAAGGCAACAACUUAGUGAUAUAUCUUCAUGGUUUGGUCCCCAUUCACUGAACAACAACAACAAUAAUAACAGUAACUCUGUUGCGGCUUCUUCACAACCUUUAGAUGUUGUGAACUUUGACAACUUGCCUAUGGAAAACGGUGCAACUAAAUGGGCUUUGGAAGGUACUGGGAUUCUACUUGCUGCUGGUUUACUCACUGUUACUUUGGUCUGGCUCAUUGCUCCUCGUGUUGAUAAGAAAACUGCUAAGAAUGGAGUUCAUUUUCUUUUUGGUGGUCUAUGUACUUUAAUAGUAGUCAUUUUCUUCAGAUUUGUUGUGCUCACUAGAAUUAGGUAUGGUCCUGCACGCUACUGGGUAAUCUUACUCAUCUUCUGGUUUCUUGUGUUUGGUGUUUGGACUUCUCGUUCUAAUGCUCACAAUGACACUUGA
Messenger RNA from Eruca vesicaria subsp. sativa (arugula), 981 nucleotides. The record is from the annotation of a GenBank genome assembly. NCBI's taxonomy places the organism in Eukaryota, Viridiplantae, Streptophyta, Magnoliopsida, Brassicales, Brassicaceae.